AUGCAACGCAAUGGUAUGGUAGUAACUCUAUUCCUGGCUGGUUUCCAGUGUACCCGCUGUUCGCGACGACAGGGGUUGCGGUGGGGAUCUGCGUGGUGCAGCUGGUGCGCAACAUCACCACCAACCCGGCCGGAGCGGGUGAUCAAGGAGAACCGGGCGGCCGGGGUGCUGGACAACCACGACGAGGGGCGGCGCUACUCGCAGCACGGCGUGCGUAGGUUCUGGCUCUCCAAGCGCCGCGACUACAUGCAGGCCAUGGACAACGUGCCCACAGACCCAUCGUCGUCAACGCCCACCACCAAGUAG
Messenger RNA from Miscanthus lutarioriparius, 306 nucleotides. Lineage: Eukaryota; Viridiplantae; Streptophyta; Magnoliopsida; Poales; Poaceae. The record is from the annotation of a GenBank genome assembly.